This is a messenger RNA of Microthlaspi erraticum, 705 nucleotides long. The record is from the annotation of a GenBank genome assembly. Lineage: Eukaryota; Viridiplantae; Streptophyta; Magnoliopsida; Brassicales; Brassicaceae.
AUGCAAAUCGAGCCAAACUCUAUCACGAAUUUCCAUCAGUUGUCGUCUCAGUUUCUCAAGCAAUACUCCAUAUUCAUCGAGAAUGUCACUUCGGAUGUCGACCUAUGGACCAUGAUGCAAGGACGAACCGAAACACUGCAAAAUUUUAUGACACGUUUUAAAGCGGUUAUGGCCAAAGCAGGAGAUGUGACGUGCCAUUGCCGCACUCAAGAGGGCGCUCUGGUAUCAGUCGGACUUUCGCAAGAGAUAGCUCACAACCCACCACUGACGAUCCAAGAUGCGAUCCACCGAUCCGUAUCUUUUGCCGUCAAGGAAGAAGACCUGAAGAGUUUGGCAAAGAUACACGAACCGUCCAAACCAACUCCGAAACCUGCACCAACAGAGCAAUAUGCGCCGAACCAUAGGAGAAACAACCAGAGAGGUGGAUACGUCCAUCACGAGGGGCCAAACCUCUCCGGCUCGCAUAACUAUCAGGUCACCACCGGUGAACAAGUGAACGCUGGUUUCCAAGCAGGCACUGGUCGAGGAAAGAUGUGGAACACCUGGACGCGGAACCCUACCACCUAUGACAAAGAAGCAUAUUGCGAACACCAUCAAAGCUACGGACAUUCUACUGAGAAAUGCCGAAGUUUGGGGGCGCUGCUGGCGAAGAAGUUACUAAGUGGCGAGCUGGGGAGCGAAGUAACACUCAAAUAUCUUGAAUGA